This is a messenger RNA of Enterobius vermicularis (human pinworm), 1884 nucleotides long. NCBI's taxonomy places the organism in Eukaryota, Metazoa, Nematoda, Chromadorea, Rhabditida, Oxyuridae. The record is from the annotation of a GenBank genome assembly.
AUGCAAAAGUCAAAGCAAGGGAAGUCUGUAAAACCUUUUGAUGGCAGUGAAGUGAAUCCUGUAUUGGGAAGCGAGGAGCACUGGAGUUCGCUUUAUAUACUGCUGGCUUCGUUUUCGUUCCGAGUUUUGCUGGUUUUCUAUGGGCUUAUCCACGAUUAUUUUUUUAAGGUGCGCUUUACAGACGUCGAUUACAAAGUUUUCUCUGAUGCUGCACGGUACGUAUAUGACGGAAGCUCCCCGUUUUUACGUCCGACGUUUCGUUAUUCUCCACUUUUAGCGUGGAUUUUAGUUCCCAACGUUUUCUGGCCUGAAUACGGCAAGUUACUGUUUUGCUCUUUGGAUAUUCUUGUUGCUUGGCUAUAUAUCUGCUUGUCGCCAAAACACGAUUCAGGAGGUCUUAAACGCAUUCAUGACUGCGUAUUAUGGUUUUGGCUACUGAAUCCGGUGACUGCGGUCAUUUCUGCGAGAGGAAAUGCAGACGUUUUAGUGUGCACUGUUGUCAUUGCUACUUUAUACUUUAUCUUGAAGGAGAAGUUAACCAUUGCUGCCAUAUUACAUGGACUAGCGAUCCACCUUAAGUUGUACCCGGUUAUAUAUCUUCCAUCAGUUAUCUUCUUCUCUGCUAUUACCGCUUUAUGCUACUGGUUAUACGGAGAUAUUUAUUACGAGGAGGCGUUUUUGUAUCAUCUGAAACGAAGUGACACAAGACACAACUUUUCUCCGUAUUUUUACUUGUUGUACUUGUGUAGUGAAGAAGUAGGAUUGUCUCGGCUUGUCAGUAUUGGGGCUUUUCUGCCGCAAAUAGCAUUGGUCAUUUAUUUUUCUAUCAGAUAUUAUAAAAGUCUUCCACUAUGUUGGUUAUUAACAACAUUAUCAUUCGUCGCUUUUAACAAGUUAAGCAAGCAACAAGCAAUUGUUCUUACAGUUAUAUGGUUUCUCGGUCAGGCUCUGUGGUUAUUACCAGCAUAUCUGUUUGAAUUUAGAGGUUACAAUACUUUUCUCUACAUAUGGCUGGCGUCUCUAGUGCCGAUGGUGUUCUUUAUAAUUGGACUGGGUUUGGGUGAUGUAGAAGAUAUUACUCUACGCGGUUUGAAGGCCGUUAAAAGCUGUGAUCGAGUAUACUUGGAGGCAUAUACUAGUGUUCUUUGUUAUGGUGUAAAUCUUAGCGCUUUGGAAGAUUUUUAUGGUAAAAAAGUCAUAACAGCGGACCGAGAGCUUGUUGAGCAAAGAUCUGAUGAGUUGCUAGAGGAAGCUUCUAGCGGGAACGUUUGUUUAUUAGUUGUUGGGGAUCCAUUUGGAGCGACUACACAUGCGGAUUUGAUUUUAAGAGCGAAGAAAAAAAAUGUAGAUGUUACAGUAAUACAUAAUGCUUCGAUCAUGAACGCUGUCGGUUGCUGCGGAUUGCAGCUUUACAAUUUUGGAGAGACAGUUUCAAUAGUCAUGUGGUCUGAUGGUUGGGAACCUGAUUCGUAUUAUGAUAAAAUCAUAACUAACAGGCGGAGGGGUUUGCAUACUUUGUGUUUACUAGAUAUCAAGCUGAAGGAGCAGACAAUCGAGAAUUUAAUGAGGAAUCGUAAGGUUUAUGAGCCGCCUCGCUUUAUGACGUGUUCAGAAGCUGCAAAACAGUUGCUGACCAUUGCGGAAAGAAGAAGAAUGACAGAACCUGACCUCUGUAAGAACUUUUUAUCUACAAACCAAAGCCUGUUAUCAGACACCCAAUGUGUCGGGCUUGCGCGUGUUGGAUGGAAGGACCAAAAAAUCAUUUCUUGCUCGUUAGCCGAGAUGUGUGAGACAGACCUCGGCCCUCCACUCCACAGUUUAGUUAUUCCUGGAAACCUGCAUCCUUUGGAAGCCGAAUUUUUAAAAACAUUUUCUCGUACGUAA